Messenger RNA from Cottoperca gobio, 1648 nucleotides. It is a transcript of the gene mrps9, whose product is annotated as mitochondrial ribosomal protein S9. Lineage: Eukaryota; Metazoa; Chordata; Actinopteri; Perciformes; Bovichtidae. Gene Ontology annotation, molecular function: RNA binding; structural constituent of ribosome. Gene Ontology annotation, cellular component: ribosome; mitochondrial small ribosomal subunit. Gene Ontology annotation, biological process: translation. The transcript has 11 exons. The record is from RefSeq and is a predicted model, not a curated record. The coding region runs from base 40 to 1197 and encodes 385 amino acids.
CAACAACUUCCGCCACCUACGUCAUCGCUGUCAGUAAUCAUGGCGGCGUCCUGUAUGCGAACCGUGGUCUCCGUUUUUGGAAAAUGUGGGAAUUGCAGCUCGAGUAUUAACACUGUUACGUCGCAAUUAAGCCGACAGGUCCUGAGCAGGCAGAUAUGUGUGAGCUCUGCCCUCCACAGAAAGAACAUGGCGUCUGCAGGGCCGGAUAAAUUCACGGUGGAGUUCAUCCAGAAGCAGGUGGAGGAGUAUAACAUUGGGAAACGCCAUCUGGCUAACAUGAUGGGAGAGGACCCCGAGAACUUCACCCAGGAGGACAUAGAUAGCAGCGUAGCCUACCUGUUCCCCUCCGGCCUGUUUGAGAAGAAAGCCCGUCCCAUCAUGAAGCAUCCAGAUGAAAUAUUUCCGAAACAGAGAGCUGCCCAGUGGGGGCCGGACGGGCGGCCGUUCCACUUCCUGUUUUACACCGGCAAACAGUCCUACUACUCCCUGAUGCAUGAAAUGUACGGCAAAAUUCUGGAAAUAGAGAAGCACCAAGAUCGCCUGAGAUCCAAGGGACUCUUCUCCCAGGACGUCAAGCGGAUCUCUCUGGGCACGAGCAGGUGGCUCACAAGGGAGGAACUGGAGACGUUGCUCGUCGAGGCCAUCGGACCUAAUAAUUACGAUCGCUUCAUCCAGCUGAUGGAGCGCCUGCUGUCGUUGCCCUACUGCGCCACGGAGGAGAAGUUUGUCCUGAGUUACCGCCGGCAAAUUGAGGCCCAGUCCAGCAAGCAAACGAUGCCGACGCUGCAGCAUGACGACAGGGGCGUGGCCUAUCGAAACGCCGACGGUCGGAGGAAGUCGUCCAACGCCUCUGUGGUUCUUCGAGACUGCGGCUCCGGACGCACCACCGUCAACGGCAAAGACUUCUUGCUGUACUUCCCGGUGCUACAAGACAGAGAGCAGCUGAUGUUCCCGCUUCAGUUCACCAGCAUGCUGGGACGCUUCGACCUGGAGUGCACCGUGAGUGGCGGCGGGCGGUCCGGCCAGGCGGGGGCGCUGCGGCUCGCCGUGUCGCGCGCCCUGCUCGGCUUCGUGUCUGAGGGGGAGAUGGAAAACAUGAGACAAGCUGGUCUGCUGACCCCCGACCCGAGAGUGAGGGAGAGGAAGAAGCCGGGUCAAGAGGGAGCACGAAGGAAAUUCACCUGGACGAAACGCUGAGGAGGAUCUCCUCCCCUGAACUCAAAUAUGAAACAUUCAGACUGACUUCUGCUGAUGAUGUUCCCCCCCAGAUGAACCGACUCCUCGUCUGUUUCCCAUCGGCCGCGUCGCUUCAUUUACCCGUCGUCUAUUUGAGCUCUAGAAAGAAAAGACUCUCGCAGGCGGCCAUAUCUCAAUGUGCAGCCCUGACUUAACAAGCUGCAGUGAGCCUCUUCAGGCACCAGGUGGAAGUGUGUGUCAAGGAAUAAAUGAAAAGGAUGAAUAUGUUUACCAAUAUAUUAAACAAUAAAUAAGGGUUUUCAUUCAAAGAAACAUGUUUUCUUUGUUUUGUUGCUUGUAAAUACUGGAGUUUAAACAUUGUUUGACGUUUUCUACACAUUUUCAUUUGGUCUGAUAAUAAUGUGCAGAUGUUUGGAAUGUGUGCCUGAUAAAUAAAAUUGAUGAUUUUUAA